AUGCGAGUGGACUGGGAACAGGAUGAUUUGCCAUUGUUAAUGCUUUUUUUCUUUGCUUUUCUAGGAUCUAGUUCAGGAUCAAAAUUAAAAGUUCCUGCACUGAGCAUAAAUGGCACACAGCACGUUGUUCAAGCAGGCCAGACUUUAAAUCUCACCUGCAGGGGGGAAAUGGUUCAUUCAUGGUCUUUGCCUGAAACUCUAAGUAAGGAUAGCAAAAGGCUGAAAGUAAUUAAAUAUGCCUGUGGAAGGAAUGGGAAGCAGUCCUGUAGCAGUCUGACCUUGAGCAGAACUCAAGCAAGUGACACUGGAAACUAUAGCUGCAAAUACCCAACAAGUCCAGCAAAAAAGAAGAAGGAAUCUACAGUCUAUGUCUUUAUUAACGAUACAAGCAAUCCAUUUGUAGAGAUGCACAGUGAUAUACCUAAAAUAAUACACAUGACUGUAGGAAGAGAAAUGAUCAUUCCAUGCAGAGUCACAGCACCAAACAUUGCUGUUACUUUAAAAAAGAUUCCACGAGAAACUCUAAUUCCUGAUGGCAAGACAAUAAUCUGGGACAGCAUGAAAGGCUUCAGAAUACCUAAGGCAACCUACAAAUUCAUAGGGCUCCUGAGCUGUGAGACAACCGUUGGUGGACACAAGUAUAGCACAAAGUACUUAACGCACCGAGAAACCAACACAAUUUUUGAUGUUCAGUUAAGCACCCCACGUCUUGUCAAGUUGCUGAAAGGAGACAGCCUGGCAAUUAACUGCACUGUCACUGCAGCCUGGAACACCAGAGUGCAGAUGACGUGGACUUAUCCUGGAGAGGCAAGGAGGAGAGGUUCUGUAACACAGCGCAUUGACCAGAAGAAUACAGAAGCCAAUAUUUUUUACAGUAUCCUCGUUGUUGACAAAGUGCGUGAUAUCGAUAAAGGCCAGUAUACCUGCCACGUGAAGAGUGGGCCAUCAAUCAAAGCUGUUAACACAACAGUCAUUGUUUAUGAUAAAAUGUUCAUUAAUUUGAAACGUCGAAGAAAAACUGCACUGGAGGCUGUAGCUGGAAGAAAAUCCUAUCGUUUGUCAAUGAAAGUGAAGGCAUUUCCCUCUCCAGAGGUUAUAUGGUUAAAAGAUGGGCUACCUGCUGCUGAAAAGUGUGCCCGGUACAUGGUUAAAGACUAUUCCUUAGUCAUCAAGGAUGUUGCUGAGGAAGAUGCUGGAAACUACACUAUAAUAUUGAGCAUACGGCAGUGGAACUUGUCUAAGAAUCUUACAGUCACUCUUACAGUAAAUGUGAAACCCCAGAUAUAUGAAAAUGCUGUGUCAUCAUUUCCUGAUCCCAAUCUGUAUUUACUGAGCAGCAAACAAGUGCUGACAUGCACUGUGUAUGGUAUUCCUCAGCCUAAAAUUACAUGGGUGUGGUAUCCCUGUAGACAAAACCAUUCUAAAACAAGGCAUGGCUUUUGCUCUUAUACUGAAGGAUCUUUCCUCCUGAAAGCUGGCAGCAACAUAGGAAACAGGAUCCAGAGCAUCACUGAGCGAACAGCUGUAAUAGAGGGCAAAAAUAAGACUGCUAGCACUCUCGUUGUAGCUGAAGCCAAAUCUUCUGGAAUCUACAGCUGUGUGGCAUCCAAUAAAGUGGGAAAAGCCAAAAGAAAUGUCAGUUUUAUUGUAACAGAUGUACCAAGUGGAUUCCAUAUUAGUUUGGAAAAAAUGCCCAUUGAAGGAGAGAAUUUGAUAUUGUCCUGUUCGGCCAACAAAUUCCUGUACAAAGACAUUGCUUGGAUUCUACCAAGGACAGUCAACAACCAAACGAAAGCAAAAAGGUCUCUCAACAAGGAGUACUCCAUCACCCUCACUCUGACCAUCAAGAACGUUUCCCUGGCACACUCGGGCACCUAUGCCUGCCGAGCAAGGAACAUAUACACGGGGAAAGAAGUGCUUCAAAAGAAAGACGUUACAAUCAGAGCUCAAGAGGCACCAACCCUGCUGCGGCACCUUAUGGAUCAGACAGUGAACACCAGUAACUCGGCUAUGUUGGAGUGCCAGGUUCGUGGCAUCCCCGAGCCCCAGAUAUCCUGGUUUAAAAACCAUGAGGAAAUACAGCAAGAAUCAGGAAUAAUUUUAGGGCCCGGAAGCCGAAUGCUGUUUAUUGAAAGAGUAAAAGAGGAGGAUGAAGGACUUUACCAGUGUAUAGCCACCAACUUAAAAGGGUCCGUGGAGAGUGCAGCAUAUGUGACGGUACAAGGCACAUCAGAGAGGUCAAACCUGGAGCUAAUAACCCUGACCUGUACCUGCGUGGCUGCGACACUCUUUUGGCUCCUGUUGACCCUCUUCAUUCGCAAGCUGAAGAGGCCUUAUUCCUCUGAAAUGAAGACCAACCAUUACCUGUCAAUCAUAAUGGAUCCUGACGAAGUCCCCUUAGAUGAGCAAUGUGAACGUCUGCCUUAUGAUGCCAGCAAGUGGGAGAUUGCAAGGGAAAGGCUUAAACUAGGAAAGUCUCUUGGACAUGGAGCUUUUGGAAAGGUGGUACAAGCAUCUGCUUUUGGAAUUAAGAAAUCACCAACAUGCAGAAUAGUUGCUGUGAAAAUGCUGAAAGAAGGGGCCACAGCAAGCGAGUACAAAGCACUGAUGACUGAGCUGAAAAUCCUGAUCCACAUUGGUCAUCAUCUCAAUAUUGUGAAUUUGUUGGGAGCUUGCACAAAAAAUGGAGGGCCUCUGAUGGUGAUUGUUGAAUACUGCAAGUAUGGGAAUUUAUCAAACUACCUGAAGAGCAAGAGGAAUUUUUUCUGCCCCAACAAGGACUCCUCUCUGCAAGGACAGCCAAUGAAAGAGAAAAAGGAUAUUGAGCCAGUGGAAAGCAAAAAACAAAGGCUGAGCAGUGUCACCAGCAGCGAGAGCUUCGCGAGCUCUGGGUUCCAGGAAGAUAAAAGUCUGAGUGAUGUGGAGGAGGACGAGGAGGAGGCUGAUGAGCUCUACAAGUUGCCCCUCACUAUGGAGGACCUGAUCUCUUACAGCUUUCAGGUGGCCAGAGGCAUGGAGUUCCUCUCCUCCAGAAAGUGCAUUCAUCGUGACCUGGCAGCCAGAAACAUCCUUUUAUCUGAGAACAAUGUCGUGAAGAUCUGUGAUUUUGGCCUCGCAAGAGAUAUUUAUAAGAACCCUGAUUAUGUGCGAAAAGGAGAUGCUCGACUUCCUCUCAAGUGGAUGGCUCCAGAAUCUAUAUUUGAUAAAAUCUACAAUACAAAAAGCGACGUGUGGUCCUACGGGGUCUUGCUGUGGGAGAUAUUUUCCUUGGGUGCCUCUCCUUACCCUGGAGUCCAAAUAGAUGAGGAUUUCUGCAGCAGACUAAAAGAAGGCACAAGAAUGCGAGCCCCGGAGCAAGCGACCGAGGAGAUCUACCAAAUCAUGCUGGACUGCUGGCGAAGCAAUCCCAAUGACAGACCAAGGUUCUCUGAGCUGGUGAAAAAGCUGGGCGACCUGCUGCAAGCAAAUGUCCAGCAGGAAGGCAAAGACUACAUACCCCUCAAUACUAUAUUUACAACGGAAAAUGGUUUUCCUCCUGCAUCCGAUCCUUUGUGCAACGAAAAUUUUUCUGUUACAAGCUCAAGUUGUGGAAGCACUGAAAACAUCAGAUACAUAAACACUUUCAAAAUAAAACCACCCCAGUGCAUAAAGACAUUUGAAGAGCUUCCCAUCAAGAAAACGCUUGUAUUUAAUGAUUACCAAGCAGACAGUGGGAUGGUGCUGGCUCCAGAAGAACUGAAACGCUUCACAUGGACAGGCAGCAAGCAGAAACGGACGCUCUUUGGCGUGAAAGGUGCCAGCAGGAGCAAGGAGUCGGUGCUUUCUGGAAUAACCAAGCCAAGAAGCUUCUGCAGUUUCAGCUGCGACCAUCUCAGUGACUCCAAGCGAAGAUAUACGUAUGGUAACACAGUGCUGGAGAAAAUGAAAGCAUGCCAUUCUCCCCCUCCUGACUACAACUCUGUCGUCCUUUAUUCUCAGCCACCCGUUUAAGUACUUCUAGGCCAAGAUUUA
This is a messenger RNA of Pelecanus crispus (Dalmatian pelican), 4011 nucleotides long. RefSeq names its product fms related receptor tyrosine kinase 1 (gene FLT1). Lineage: Eukaryota; Metazoa; Chordata; Aves; Pelecaniformes; Pelecanidae. Gene Ontology annotation, cellular component: plasma membrane; signaling receptor complex. Gene Ontology annotation, molecular function: vascular endothelial growth factor receptor activity; growth factor binding; ATP binding. The record is from RefSeq and is a predicted model, not a curated record. Gene Ontology annotation, biological process: positive regulation of kinase activity; protein phosphorylation; vascular endothelial growth factor receptor signaling pathway.